Messenger RNA from Gadus chalcogrammus (walleye pollock), 1269 nucleotides. It is a transcript of the gene tbxta, whose product is annotated as T-box transcription factor Ta. Gene Ontology annotation, molecular function: DNA-binding transcription factor activity, RNA polymerase II-specific; RNA polymerase II cis-regulatory region sequence-specific DNA binding. The coding region runs from base 1 to 1269 and encodes 422 amino acids. The transcript has 8 exons. Gene Ontology annotation, cellular component: nucleus. NCBI's taxonomy places the organism in Eukaryota, Metazoa, Chordata, Actinopteri, Gadiformes, Gadidae. Gene Ontology annotation, biological process: positive regulation of DNA-templated transcription; heart morphogenesis; somitogenesis. The record is from RefSeq and is a predicted model, not a curated record.
AUGUCCACCUCCUCCGUCCCGGACCAGCGGCUGGACCACCUCCUGAGCGCCGUGGAGAGCGAGUUCCAGAAGGGCAGCGAGAAGGGCGACGCGUCGGAGCGGGAUAUUAAGCUGAGCCUGGAGGACGCCGAGCUGUGGACCAAGUUCAAAGAGCUCACCAACGAGAUGAUCGUCACCAAGACGGGAAGGAGGAUGUUUCCCGUGCUGAGGGCCAACGUCAGCGGGCUGGACCCCAACGCCAUGUACUCCGUCCUGCUGGACUUUGUUGCGGCGGACAACAACCGCUGGAAGUACGUGAACGGGGAGUGGGUCCCCGGGGGCAAGCCGGAGCCCCAGAGCCCAAGCUGCGUGUACAUCCACCCCGACUCCCCCAACUUCGGGGCCCACUGGAUGAAGGCCCCCGUCUCCUUCAGCAAAGUCAAGCUGUCCAACAAACUCAACGGCGGCGGACAGAUCAUGUUGAACUCGUUGCAUAAGUACGAGCCGCGGAUCCACAUCGUGAAGGUGGGGGGCAUCCAGAAGAUGAUCAGCAGCCAGUCCUUCCCAGAGACCCAGUUCAUCGCCGUCACCGCCUACCAGAACGAGGAGAUCACUGCUCUGAAGAUCAAGCACAAUCCGUUUGCCAAAGCGUUCUUGGAUGCAAAAGAAAGGAGCGACCAUAAGGACAUUCCUGAUCACAGUGCGGACCAGCAGCAGUCUGGCUACUCUCAACUCGGCGGGUGGUUCCUCCCGGGUCAGAACCCCAUCUGCCCCAGCAGCAGCCCCACCCAGUUCAACGGGACGGUGCCCCACUCGUCUGGCUCCUACUGCGAGCGCUACUCCAGCCUGAGGAACCACCGGACCUCCCCGUACCCCACCCACUACCCCCACCGCACCCCCAACACCAACAACUACAUGGACAACACCUCCGGUUCGUUGCCGGCCCACGACAGCUGGUCGUCACUGCAGAUCCCCAACUCCACGGGCAUGGGCACCCUGUCCCACACCUCCAACGCCACCUCCAACGGAAGCCAGUACCCAAGCCUAUGGUCCGUAGCCGGGACCACCCUGACCCCCUCGGGCUCAGCCUCGGGGUCCAUCGCGGGGGGGCUGACCUCCCAGUUCCUGAGGGGAUCCUCGUACACGGGCCUGACCUCCUCCCUGCCCGUCUCCUCGCCCUCCUCCAUGUAUGACCCCAACCUGGGGGAGGUCGGGGUGGGGGAGGCCCAGUUCGAGAGCUCCAUCGCCAGGCUGACGGCUUCGUGGGCCCCUGUAGCGCAGAGCUACUAA